This is a messenger RNA of Exserohilum turcica Et28A, 801 nucleotides long. RefSeq lists its product as uncharacterized. The coding region runs from base 1 to 801 and encodes 266 amino acids. The transcript is spliced from 4 exons. Lineage: Eukaryota; Fungi; Ascomycota; Dothideomycetes; Pleosporales; Pleosporaceae. The record is from RefSeq and is a predicted model, not a curated record.
AUGGCGACUCCAACUUCCGCAUCAACACAAUAUCCAAGGACGGCUGUGAAUAAACUCGGUCGAUUGCCAAAUAGAGGCUACUACGACUACGCCACCAUCCACACGCUGCUCGACCGCAGCCCCCUCCUACACAUCUCCUUUACGAUACCCACCCAGCGCUUCCCCGUCAUCCUCCCCAUGCUCGGCUGCACCGCAAACUACACGGAUCCCAGCGCCGAGCCAGCCACCACCCCGCAAGACGUCUAUCUGCACGGCCACAUUUCCUCGCGCAUGUUUCAGCAAGAAGAAGAAGAAGACGAAGAGUCUCGAGAUGGCCUCCCCAUUUCCAUCGCAGCCUCCUUUCUAGACGGCCUCGUACUGAGUCUCACGCCCUUCCACAACUCGUGUAAUUACCGCUCUGCCGUCGUGUACGGGUAUGCGUCUCUGGUGACGGACGAGGCCGAAGCCCUGUGGGCCAUGCACAAAAUCACCGAGAAGAUGCUGCCGGGGCGCUGGGACGCCAGUCGCGUGCCGCCGACGGAUGCAGAGGUGAAGAGUACGGGGGUAAUGAGAGUCAGGAUUGUAUCUGCGUCGGCGAAAAUACGAACCGGAGGCCCCAGUGAAGAUCGUAAUGAUCUGAAGAAUCAGGAGCUUGCGCAGCGCACGUGGACGGGCGUCGUGCCGUACUGGGGUAUGUGGGGGGAGCCGGUUCCUGGUGCCCAGAAUGGAUGCGAGGAGGUGCAGGGGUAUAUUGAGGGGUGGAGGGUUGGGGAGAAUACUAGAGGGAAGAUGGAGGCUUUUGGGGCGGCCAUGGAGAAGUAA